This is a messenger RNA of Gymnodraco acuticeps, 3000 nucleotides long. RefSeq names its product serine/threonine-protein kinase SBK1 (gene sbk1). The transcript has 4 exons. Gene Ontology annotation, molecular function: protein serine/threonine kinase activity; ATP binding. NCBI's taxonomy places the organism in Eukaryota, Metazoa, Chordata, Actinopteri, Perciformes, Bathydraconidae. The record is from RefSeq and is a predicted model, not a curated record. Gene Ontology annotation, biological process: peptidyl-serine phosphorylation; peptidyl-threonine phosphorylation. The coding region runs from base 523 to 1830 and encodes 435 amino acids.
ACUGACAGACACAGCAGGCUGACCCGCAGACAGUGAGAGACACCGUUUUUGGAGAGAGUGGGAACAUUGGUCCAUGCAUGCUGAUGCUGCAGGGCGCAGAGGUGUUGCAUGCGUGGAUGUGCGUGAAUGGGUUUGCCUCCGCGUGUGUGGUGCUGAACUGGGUCAUGCGGACCACUGGAGGAGCAAGAGAUAAACACUCCUCCUCCUCCCGCUGCUUGGCAGGUUGAGAUGGUGGGCGCUCAGAGGAGGGAUCCCAGCCUGUCUCCUCAUCUCUGCCUCCAGCGUCAGAUGAGUUAAUCCGCCUCCGAUAGAAAAAGUAAAAAAAAGAGCAUCUCCAGAAGCAGGACGGGCAUCUUCUUUCUUCUUCUUGGGCGGGCAGCAGAAGGCACUGAAGAAAUCUGAGUCAAGCUGUUUUUUUCAAUGGACCUGCGUGUUUUUAAGCACCUUUAGUCUACCUGAUCCAUAAAAGAGGAGCUUCGUCCGUCAGCUUCCUGCAGAGCCCGGUGGAGCAGAGCAGCUGUGAUGCAGGACCAUGGAGGAGAGAGACAGGUCGCCAGCAGUCUGCCCCACAGCGUCAAGGCGUGCCUGUCUCUUUCUCCAUCUGGGCCGGGACGGGUGGGCAGCGGUGGGGGCUCACCUACCUCCAAGAUGGGCUACUGCGGGGGGGUUCCAGUGGAGGACAUGCAGGCCCUGGCCAUCACCUCUCUGUCGGCAGCAGAUGUAGCCAAACAGUAUGAGCACAUCCGCGAACUGGGGAAGGGGACGUACGGAAAGGUGGACCUGGUGGCACACCGGACACAGGGGACCAAGAUAGCGCUGAAGUUUGUUACCAAGAACAAGACGAAGCUCAAGAGUUUCCUGCGGGAGUACAGUCUAACGGGCUCUCUAAGCUGCAGCCCUUUCAUUAUCAAAAUCCUGGACGUGCUCUUCGAGACGGAGGACAGCUAUGUGUUUGGACAAGAAUAUGCGCCCGCUGGGGACCUUUUCGACAUCAUCCCCCCACAGGCUGGUCUGCCGGAAGAGAUGGUCAAGCGCUGCAUGCAACAGCUGGGUUUGGCCCUGGACUUUAUGCACAGUAAAAACCUGGUGCAUAGAGAUGUGAAACCUGAGAAUGUGCUCCUAUUUGACCGUGAGUGCCGUCGCAUCAAGCUGGCUGACUUCGGCAUGACCCGGCGAGUGGGGAGCCGUGUGAAAAGAGUGAGUGGCACCAUCCCCUACACGGCGCCAGAGGUGUGCCGCGCUAGCCGUGUUGAGGGUUUCCUUGUCACCACCAGUCUGGAUGUGUGGGCGUUCGGUGUGCUCGUCUUCUGUAUGUUGACAGGCAACUUCCCCUGGGAGGCCGCGCUGCCGGCUGAUGCUUUCUAUGAGGAGUUCCGGCGCUGGCAGAAAGCAGGGUGUCCUGUGGGGACGUACCCGUCUCAGUGGCGCCGCUUCACGGAUGAUGCCUUGCGCAUGUUUCAGCGCCUGCUCGCUGCUGAGCCAGAAAAACGCUGUGGAGUCAAGGACGUCUUCUGCUUUGUCAAGUACGAGCUGGUGAGCGAGCUCAGGAGAAGAACAUCCUGCCGAGCCAAGAGAGGCGAGAGGUCAAGCUCAGGAGUUUGCACUGGCAGUUGCACCCCCUCCUCGUCCAACACCUCAUCACGGUCCUCCCACAGACACCCUGAGCCCUCCACCCCCCCUGGAACAACCUGCCUCCGCCCGGCGCCGCUCAAACGCAGCGUCCUGUCUGAUCCGCUGUCUCCCAGAGAGGAGUCUGGACACCAGUCGCCAGGCCGAGACAAGAACAAAAGCCAGAUGGUGAUGGCAACUGCCAUCGAAAUCUGUGUGUGACCACACAAAUGUUAGCAGUGGACACUCGCUGGCUCCUCACAGUAAUAACAAGCUGUGAAGAGGUGUUAAUGACAGCCACUGAGACUUCAGUGAAAAAGGAGAGGUACUUUAACCAUGAAAGAGAAGCUCAGGAUCACAUCCCCACCUGCGGAAAUGGACAUCAUCAAUCAGCGGUACACACUUGGACAGCUUAUCCCUGGCACAUGCCGUUUAGGUUUGAUUUGUGACCAAAGACUCUUCUUCCCGAGCUGAGAAGCGGUUUAAGAGUCCGCCGAUGUUGCUCCUCUCAGCAGCUCAAUCUGCCAUCCAGACUUUUGUGUUUUCUGUCCAUACACUGUGGUGGUGCUAAUGAUUCUAUGAUUAGACUUUCUUUCUCACUCAUCCCUCCAUGUCUCUUUACUGGUCUUUAUUUAUCCCGAAGUACAAGCUCCAGGGAGGCCAAAAUGAUCUGUUGAUGACGUUAUGUUAGAGGCCGGUGAUCUGAGGGGAAUCUACGCAACUUCAUUCGACUGCCAUUUCUCAGAUUUUCUUCCAAUUCCCAAUGCAUAAAAUGUGUCUUUUUUCAAGGUAAAAGUGUUAAAAAUAGAAAAAAACCUAUAUGUAGCAGUUUGUAUGAGAUGUUUUUUUUAUGUCCGUGUCUAGACUAGAGAUAGGCAUCACCUCAGGACACCUCAGUGGGUCACUUUCUGUUUUAUUAUUAAUGGAAAUAGAUUGACUGGCUGAAAAACACAUCUUUGCCACUUCUGCACUGCUCCCAGUGAGAUUCAAUUCAAUGUAAAAAAAAUAGGCUACAGGGACCGAGCAUUUUCUGAGUGAAAAGGAGGUGAACAAAGACGGGGAGAAGAAAUGUGUUUUUUAUGAUUUCUUUUUUACCUGCUGUGUUUAUUUGGGUGUGUAUGUGUGUGUGUUUCAAAUGCUCAAGCACAAGAAUUUUGUAAAGAGGGAGAACUCUUAGUGAAAACUACCACUAUGUAUUGUAAAUAUUUUUGAUAUUUCUAGGAGUACACCGUGUUAUCAGGUAGUUCAACUAUGUAGCACUACUAAUUUUCUAUGACCGAUUAAGAUGUUUUAGGGUUUAACUUUUAAUGUUGGGGCAAUGCACUGUAUGUAGCAACAAAAUAAGACAGAAUGUACAGUAUAUGACAACAAAUUAAAUAUAUAGAAAUAUGA